AUGGAAGCCGAUGAACAACUGUACCCUAUCGCAAUCCUCAUUGACGAGCUCAAGUCGGAUGAUGUGACACUGCGCUUGAACUCGAUCCACCGCAUCUCGACCAUUGCACUGGCACUAGGGCCAGAGCGGAGUCGUGAUGAGCUGAUUCCGUUCUUGCACGAGUCGCUGGACGACGAGGACGAGGUGCUCCUUGCAUUGGCGGAGGAACUUGGUGUCAGUUUCGUCGAGUAUUUGGGUGGACCAGCGCAUGCCCAUCUUCUGCUCGGACCGCUAGAGAACUUGGCCGCAGUCGAAGAGACGGUUGUCCGAGAGAAGGCGUGUGAUUCGAUCAAUCAGAUCGCUGACAUUAUGAACGAGCAGCAGGUGCAAGACCACUAUCUGCCGCUCUUGAAGCGCCUCUCGUCCGGCGAAUGGUUUACGUCACGCACGAGUGCCGCCCUUCUUUUUGCUGCCGUCUAUGAGAAAGUUCCUCUUGCUAUGCGCACCGAUAUGCACAACAUGUUUGUCACACUGUGUAUGGAUGAAACACCCAUGGUCCGCCGCGCUGCCGCGCGCGAUAUGAGUGCUCUUAUCAAGCGCAUGUCGCCUGAAGUGAUUGUAAAUGACAUGCUUCCCCUGUAUCGCCGCUUGUCCACUGAUGAUCAGGACUCUGUGCGUUUGCUGACGGUGCAGGAUCUUGUGGCCAUGGCCGAGAAGCUCGGUCCCGCAGAGACGCAGCAGCUUUUGCUUCCAUCUAUAUGCGCCACGUUUCAGGACAAGAGUUGGCGUGUGCGUUACAUGGCGGCGGACCACUUUGUCCAGUUGGCCUCGGCUGUGGAUGAGAACGUCAUAAAGGAGGAUCUCGUGCCUGCCUUCAUCAAUCUUAUGCGUGAUGCUGAAGCUGAAGUCCGCACCGCUGCUGCUGGGCAGAUCCCUGGUCUUGCCAAGCUGCUCGACCAGACAACGAUUAUCGAGAGGCUGCUGCCUGUCACCAAAGAGUUGGCUGAUGAUCUUUCUCAGCAUGUGCGUGGCGCAUUGGCCGCGCAAGUCAGCGCGCUUGCACCACUUCUUGGCAAGGAGGCUACAACUGAGUACCUUUUGCCGCUGUUCCUCCAGCUGUUGAAGGACGAGUUCCCCGAGGUGCGCCUCAACAUCAUCUCACGUCUCGAACAAGUGAACGAGGUGAUUGGCAUCGAAUUGCUAUCGCAGUCGCUGCUGCCUGCCAUCAUGACGCUUGCCGAAGACAAGCAAUGGCGCGUGCGCCAGGCGAUUAUCGAGAAUAUCCCGCUACUUGCACACCAGCUGGGCGUCAAGUUUUUCGACGAGCAGCUGAGUGGGCUGUGCAUGAGCUGGCUUGGCGAUACCGUCUUCAGCAUCCGCGAAGCAGCUACGGUGAAUCUAAAAAAACUGACGGAAGUAUUUGGCGUCGAAUGGGCUCGCCAGUCGAUCAUUCCCAAGGUUCUUCAAAUGAGCUCGCACCCGAACUACUUGUAUCGAAUGACGACCAUUUUUGCUGUGACUACCAUGUCCCAGUCCCUCGACUCCGACACGAUCAUCAACUUUAUCCUUGGUGCUCUUUUGAACAUGGUACAAGACCCCAUUCCCAAUAUUCGUUUCAAUGUGGCCAAGGCAUUCGAGGCGCUUAUCCAUGAACUAGAGUCUUCGCCCGCCGGUGUUCUUGUCAUCAAGGACCAGAUCGUCCCUGCUUUGCAGACUCUCCAUGAUGACCGUGAUGCCGAUGUGCGCUACUACGCGCAGCGUGCCUUACAAGCUGCGCAAGCCUUGUAG
This is a messenger RNA of Malassezia globosa CBS 7966, 1767 nucleotides long. RefSeq lists its product as uncharacterized. Gene Ontology annotation, cellular component: cytoplasm; protein phosphatase type 2A complex. NCBI's taxonomy places the organism in Eukaryota, Fungi, Basidiomycota, Malasseziomycetes, Malasseziales, Malasseziaceae. The transcript is spliced from 2 exons. Gene Ontology annotation, molecular function: protein phosphatase regulator activity; protein binding. The record is from RefSeq and is a predicted model, not a curated record. The coding region runs from base 1 to 1767 and encodes 588 amino acids. Gene Ontology annotation, biological process: protein dephosphorylation.